AUGCCCAUCCCAACGCGCUCCGCAUCACUCCGCGAGCCCCGGAAAACACCCUCUAAUAUAGCUCGACCCACGACCAACGCUGCGACCCCGGCCGCCGCUUCGACCAAAGCAACUACCCGCCUAACGAAUGACAAGCCUCGAUCUUCAACCAACCCCUCGCCGGCCGAGGGGGUCCCCCUCAAAGAUAACGCGGUCUCCAAUCGCGGCCGAACCCUCCUCCCACAGCGCAGCAACAUAGCCCGAGACGAUGGAAAUGGCUCGGCACAGGCGCGGUUUCAGCCGUCAGAGACCAGACUUCCCCAACGAGGAGAGACAUCGCCAAGGAGGCAGCCGCGGACAAAUACGGGGGAGGAGAGACAGAGGGUGCCAUCGACGGCGAUUCCAAGCGGUGCGGUGCCAACACGUCGCCAGAGCUUGAUACGACCAGGAGCUCUGAAGACAACCUCAACCAAAGGCAAUGUCCCAGCUCCUGCAAAGGGUACGACACCUACAUUCGUGCCGCCAUCCCCACGAAAACCAUCCACGUUGCGAUCACCCACCCAGUCCUCGGCAGCCCAGCGCCCGCCCUCGCCCAAAAAGACGGAAAUGCUCCCUCCCCCUCGGCCCAUGCGAUCUGCCUCUUUGAGACAACCUCGAGAACCUGCAUCGGGGGCACCAGUCGGUGUCCGAGGACAUGCCCGACACCGUAGCCAGAUGGUGCCUGCGAGUACGAAACCAACCCAGCCCGACCCAUCACCCGCCACCCAGAAGCCUCGCGCACAGUUCUCUACCUACCAGCAACACUACUCGCCUAGGAAACCCAGCAAACCUCCCACCCCAACUCCGGGGGCUACAUCCGGACCGGAUACUCUUCUCAUUCCCACAUCCUGGCCAGACAUCGCCGCAUUACAGACAGAACUCCUUCAGCUCAGUCUCUUCCACUCCAGUUCGCUCCAGCAACAUGCAGAGUGGAAGUCGGAAUCUGAGUCGCGCCUGCAUAAAAAGUACGAUGCCGUUGCUGAUCAAUACCGAUCUAUAUUGGUGGACGAGAAGAGUCGCCAACACCAGCUGAAUCUGCAGUCUUUAGCCCGUUGGCUCCAGAACUGCCGCGACCAUCAAGGAGCACAUGGGUUCCCCGAGCAGAUCCAGAUAUUCUCCCAAGUGCUGCAAGAAAUUUCCGACCUGGGGAUGAGUGGAAUAAGUGGACGAUAUACUAAAGCCGUAGCCGUCUUUGAAGACUGGUUCCAGCAAGCGGAUUAUAUUCGGCACCAGCGCGAGACAACGGGGACAUUCGAUGGAACGACUUUCAUUGACCCCCUCGAUAAACCCUGGAAAGAGGAGGUACACGCUCUACAUGCCAAGUUGGAGCUCUGCGCUCGACACCUCCAAAGCCUGGAUAUCCUGGGCUUUGGGGAAGUCGAGCAGUUACCACAGUCUGCGCUUACGCGUGUAUCUCAGGGUCUGGCGGAGUCGAUUCAGUUGAUGCUACAGGAGAUUCGCGCUAUGCGGAGUUUGGAGGCGGAGAUUGUUCGCUCGGAGAGGGAGUGUGUUUGUCGGAUUGCGACAGAGUUGACUGGGUCGAGGCGGGAGAUGAGUGCGCCGCGAGUUGGGGUUUGGAGGUCUUGA
Penicillium cataractarum is the source of this 1605-nucleotide messenger RNA. RefSeq lists its product as uncharacterized. The transcript is spliced from 2 exons. NCBI's taxonomy places the organism in Eukaryota, Fungi, Ascomycota, Eurotiomycetes, Eurotiales, Aspergillaceae. The record is from RefSeq and is a predicted model, not a curated record. Bases 1 to 1605 code for a protein of 534 amino acids.